This is a messenger RNA of Pieris macdunnoughi, 975 nucleotides long. Lineage: Eukaryota; Metazoa; Arthropoda; Insecta; Lepidoptera; Pieridae. The record is from the annotation of a GenBank genome assembly.
AUGUUAAAAGCCGCGGCAGUCGCACAAACAGAGGAGGAGGAAGCACCUAAGGAAGAAGUUAAAAAUGUACCUCAAUAUGGCAGUGUAGCUUGGAUUUACUACUUGAGUGAAACAGAAGGACACCUACCGACACCGAUCAAUGUAUCUAUUGCAGCAUCAUUAUACUACCCGUGUCCGGAACUUAAGUGGUACAACUUCGAUGUCUACCCGCAUAAAAUAAAAUUGACGAAUACUGGAUACACAGUGAUACUUGGGGCAAAAUGGCGGACAGAACGUCCAUAUUUGGAGGGAGGGCCGUUUUUAGAAAAACAUGUACUGUCACAAGUCCAUUUUCACUGGGGUAAAAAUAUGAUGGAAGGUAGUGAGCAUACAGUCGAUAAAAGGCGAUAUCCUGGUGAAAUGCAGGUGACAUUUUUUAAAGCGGAUUACAUGACACAAGACGAAGCAUUACGCCACAAUGACGGAGUUGUUAUGGUGUGUUAUAUGAUCAAAUACGGAGUGAAUCCUGACGAACGUCUUAGUUGGAUAAUUGAAGGCUUUCCAAGAAUUCAAGAAGCACAAACACAUACACGGGUUGGCCCGUAUCCUAUGUCCCGAUUGCUUCCGAUGUUUUAUGAAGAUUACUUCCUCUAUUGGGGAGGUUUAGACACAGUGCGGGGUGAAAACUAUGUCGUUAGAUGGCUUGUACCGCGCAAAUCAUUGUUUGCUUCUUUUGAUCAAAUGAAAGCAUUUCGAAAAUUAUGGAACCCUUGGGAUGAACCCAAUCUUUGUAACUUUAGACAAGUGAAAGAUCGCCAAGAUAGGCAAAUUUUAUUUAUUAGCCCACACUGGAAUUUGUACAACUCUUUACUACCAACACCAAGAAUACCCGAAGAAUCUAUUUCAGUACUAUCGUCAAAUUAUCAAAAAAAUCAUUGGAUGUUACCGCCUCAAAAUGCUUACAUGUUACCAAAAGAAGAGGCCACUGAAGACUGA